This is a messenger RNA of Amyelois transitella, 1846 nucleotides long. Its product is annotated as sodium- and chloride-dependent glycine transporter 1. NCBI's taxonomy places the organism in Eukaryota, Metazoa, Arthropoda, Insecta, Lepidoptera, Pyralidae. The transcript is spliced from 13 exons. Bases 1 to 1821 code for a protein of 606 amino acids. The record is from RefSeq and is a predicted model, not a curated record. Gene Ontology annotation, cellular component: membrane. Gene Ontology annotation, biological process: sodium ion transmembrane transport.
AUGUCAGAGUCGGGUCACGAUCAUUUCAAAUGGGAUAGCAUUAAAACUUUUGUAUAUUUUGCGUUUGCGUUUUCAUCGUCGACUUUUACUUUCGACAUGUUUUCAAAGAUAGUGGAUAAUAUAAGAUUAUUUGAUUUCAUAUUGAUACAGAUCACAAUCGGAAUGUCGUAUAUGUUUAUGGAUUGCUUUAUAAGGCAGUACACGAGGAAACUCGACUUUACCCAGUCGCUUAACCCGUUAUUGAAAGGGAUUACAUAUGGGGCUAUAAUCCAAUCUGCAAUGUGGGCAUUGUUGCAUGCGCGUGACUUGGCUGAUUCAUUUGAGUACUUAGCAAUGAUUUUGUUAGCACGACCCUUUAAUGCCUGCAAAGCGGGAACUCAUAAAGCUAAUGAAUGCUUGGAUUACAUAUAUAUCACUUUAGCUUGCAAUAUUGGUAAAAAAACACCAAUGAACUCUACAUCCGUACAUAUUUAUUACACGAAAAGCUUUACACAUAAUAUGCAGAGAGGAUCUACGACCAAAGUUUUCGCUCUGGCUGUAGUUUGGAUAUCAAAUUUUUUCUUCACUACUGUAUCGGAUGAAACGCUUUUAUUGAUAUCAAAAAUAUCAUUUUUGUGGAGAACUUGGUCAACAUGUUUCCUCGCCGUAGUUGUGUCUUUCUCUGCGCAAAAUAUGACCACAAUAGUCCUAGGUGAAAUCAUGAAUUUGAAUUCGCCUUCUUCUUAUGGGCAUUCAAUUGAUCUCGUGACUCACAUCUAUGGAAUAGGUAACAUUGGCGUGUAUGACUUUCAGAUGAUAUCUCCAUACACUAUGGUCGAUAAUGCUGUGAUUAUAUUCACCGUAAUUUUCACCCUGAUGGGUAUUCUCAGAUCAUAUAUCAUGAGAAUCCUUUACAAGCUGAUGUUGAAAUGCAUUACGGUGGAUUUGAAGCAGAUAUCUUAUCACUAUCUGUUAUUCGGCAUCCUACCCUUGGCUGCGGAUUUCCUGAACGCUCACAGACUAUACCUCUUUGUAAUAUAUGGAAACAUUAUGAUAGCUACAAUAGCAUAUUUGUCAACGACAACAUUGGCAAUAUCAAAACUACUACAUCGAGAAUUUAGAAGAUUGAAGAACAUUUACAUAGUUGGAAUAUUAUGCUUUGUGGGAUUCGCGACUUCUGUACCUUUGGUUUUGGCAGACGCUGCAAUGUAUAACACUAAAGUUCAGGGUUUAGCUUAUGGUGUGCAUAUGACAGUUCUUUACGUUGGAGGGUUUAAAGUGGCCCUGGUAAUGUGGAUAUACGGAGUGAAAAGAUUCUCAAAAGACAUACACUUUUGGCUUGACUUCAAACCGACAAAAUUUUGGAUUGUGUGUUGGUCGAUAAUGCCCAUUAUUUUAAUCGGGUUUCUGAUGCAUCGUAUACUUAAAUUGACUGGCAUGACCGAUUUUCCGGAAAUGUUAACAGCGGCACUUUGGUUUGGCAUCUCAAUAAUAUUAAUAGAUAUAUUUCAAUUAAGAACAAUAACCAAAUAUAUGGUGGCAAAUCAUUUUGUCAAUGCCUUCAGAAGUUCACGGAAUUAUGGACCGCCCGAGCAAGAGGACAGGGAGAGAAGAAGGAACUUUAACGAAACAUUACGAUUAAGAAAAUGCAAACACAGCUGCAGAGUAUUUGAUGACACCUAUGAUUGCAAUCACAUGCCAUUAAUGUCCAGGGCUAGUCUGGAAACAUCCGAUGUGUCCUUGGGCUCCUCCAGGGACGAACUUAUGAAUAUCUACGAAGCUUCCAGAUCAAAGAAAGAAUUCAGAACAUCCACAGGUGCCGUCGACGUUGUCCAUUCAUAGCAGUGUUGCCCUUUUAAUGUUUUUA